AUGGACGGCCUUGUCCUACGUAGGAAUGCCAAUGGCAUCCCUUGGGUGGGAGUUCUCGACUACAAAGGCCGUCAACGUAGAAGCUACCAGCUUCUUCUUCUUCAAUCAAGCAAUCAUCCCACCCCCACAAUCGAUGUGCAAACAUCCGCAAUCUGGAGCGCAAUCGAUUCAGGGUGGGUCGAUUUCAGUGUGGCGAAAAGAUGGCUAGAAAAGUGUAUUACGCAACACACUUUCGGAUGUCAAAGUUCCUCUAACAUAAGACACGUGUCUCCAGCUUGGCUGAUCGACACUACGAGCCACUGCUUAGUGUCUGGAGAAGGUAUCACCGACUUUGUAGCUUUGAGCUACCGAUGGGGUCCAUCAACACAUCGAUUCAUGAACUCUGUUAUCUUCAAGGAGCUAACAAUCUCCGGUGGGCUUACCAAACACAGUGGACUUAUAACACCCACUGUCAAUGACGCCAUGCAAGCUGUUCGCGCAAUAGGCGAACGAUAUCUCUGGGUUGAUGCACUAUGUCUGGCGCCGGAUGAUGACCGCAAGUUGUCCGAGCAACUACAACUCAUGGGCUCGAUAUAUUCCUCUGCAAAGCUUACUAUCAUUGCGCUUGACGGUGACGCAAUGGCCGGAUUACCAGGCACCGGGGUGCUGCCGCGAAACUUACAGAACACUUUCGACUGGAAAGAUAGUACCAAGAUCUUGGCAAGGCAUCUGCCCAGUUUAUCAGCUUUGGAAGUUGACGCUUCAGAAUACUUCCAGCGCGGAUGGACAUUUCAGGAAUACAACCUAUCUCGAAGACGACUCAUUUUUGCCAAUCAGCAAAUUCAUUGGCGAUGUUCCUGUGCUCUUUGGCAUGAGGACUGUCCAGAUCUGGAAGAUAAUGACAGGUCGUUAUUGGUCACAAAAACUCCCAACAUCGAAGCCGGAUGGCCGGACUUGCGCGAAUUGAGAAAUCUGAUUACAGAGUAUAAUAAUCGAGAAUUCUCAUUUGAAGAAGAUGCCUUUCCGGGUAUCACUGGCCUACUCGCGCACAUUGGGGACGCCUUCAAAGCCGGGUUCUUGUUUGGACUCCCAAAACAGAAUUUUGAUGCAGCGUUGAUGUGGGGUUGUUCCCUUGGGAGAGACAGCCUCAAUGGAGCCCACUUCGACGGUGUUCGACGGAGGAUUUCGUCUGGUAGAACCGGUUCUGUUUUACCAAAUGCAGUUCUGCCAUCGUGGUCAUGGAUCGGCUGGAAAGGCUAUCCUAUCGACAUCUUUCGAGGAGAGACACAAUAUCUGAUUAAUGAAUUAUCCAUUGGGGAAUCAGAAACUGGGUAUAUCGGCUCAUUUAAAGGAGAUAUCACUGUUCCAAUAACGCAGUGGUUCAGUCAGAAAAGCCCCGAUGCGAGUGACAAGGAUAUCGUCACGCCAUGCUUGGAAAGUGAUACCAUUAUUUCAUCGGCUACAGUCACUGAUUUCGACUCUGAUGUUUGGAGACGUAUCAGAUACGUACCAAGCGAGCAUGGGGCUGACAGUGGGAGGACCAUUCUCUUGCCUUGGAGAGUUAGUGGUGAAUAUGUUUACGAACACAUCCAUUUCCCAGGGGUAUUUCGUUGGUUUCCACUGCCAUACUGCAGUCCAAAAGCAACAAUUGAAUCACAAAACACGCUCGAGCACCCUUACAUCUCAUGCAAAACGGAACGAGUAUGGCUUGCAGCUGUUACGUCAUAUAGAUUUCGACUCCCCAUCCCGUUCGAUGCACAUCUGGAUUUAUAUGACAAGCUUGGAAGAAUUUGCGGCUGGCUCCAGCUACCGAACGACGACGAGGAUUCUGGCUUCGAGGGCGCUGAACUUCCUGGAGAUAUAGAUUCGCACAUUGUUCCUUCAGCUACAAAAGGAAUAAUAUUGAAUCAGUUUCCAGCAGAUGAAGAUCUCAUUGAGCUCGUCGCAAUUUGCCUUCGCAAAUCUCCUAAAAUUGAUUAUGAAACAAAAACCGUCAAUUAUGAUGAUUCCUAUGGAGUAUUGUGGGUCAAAUGGGUUGAUGGUGUCGCAUAUAGAUAUGGAUGUGGACACGUAAGAAAGGAUAUGUGGCAUGAGCAGAAUCCCCAGACUGUAGACUUAGUACUAGGUUAA
Bipolaris victoriae FI3 is the source of this 2109-nucleotide messenger RNA. RefSeq lists its product as hypothetical. Lineage: Eukaryota; Fungi; Ascomycota; Dothideomycetes; Pleosporales; Pleosporaceae. The record is from RefSeq and is a predicted model, not a curated record. Bases 1 to 2109 code for a protein of 702 amino acids. The transcript has a single exon.